Molecule: messenger RNA, 1655 nt
Organism: Achroia grisella
Lineage: Eukaryota; Metazoa; Arthropoda; Insecta; Lepidoptera; Pyralidae
Exons: 5
Coding region: 424-1440 (338 amino acids)
Molecular function (GO): serine-type endopeptidase inhibitor activity; protein binding
Source: RefSeq, a predicted model, not a curated record
AUAAAAAAAAUUGCUUUUGAACAGAGUACGAUCGUGAUAAUUGAUUUAAUCACGUAAAUGCCGCAAAUUGUAUGUUCACUGUUACGUUAGUGUUAUUACUAAUAUUUUUUAGCGAGUCUCAAAGUAUUGUUAUUUAAAACCAAUUGUUAAAACAUAGGCAAGUACUUUAAAUUGUUACCUUAUUAAGUAGCAAAUCCAAGUUGAUUAACCGACUUUGUGAAUCAUCUAUAAUAAAAUAAAACAAGUUGUACGGUGAUGAAGAGAGGGGAUUUUAACAAACAUAUAUGAGAUGGUUGCAUAGCCUGUUAGUCAUUUUGCGUCUCGUAUAUUGUGUUGUGUGAUGUGUGAGCAAUAAGGUUUUUAUAUACAACUAUAUGUUUGUUUUGAAAUUUUAAUAUAAAGUGUUACAAAACAAUAUUUAGGAUGAGCUUGAGAUUGUUAAUGAUCGUCGCUAUGGCCAGCCACACAGUGGCCGGCGGGUCUCAUUAUGGGUUUGGUAAUUACCCAAUACACAGACGUCCAGACUUCCAUUAUCAUGGGUGGGGACAUCACCAUACUGACUGGGGUUCUUAUCCAUGGGGCUCUCACGAAUCGGAUGAAGAUUAUUCAUGGGAAGGUGACCGCAGGUAUCGAAAUCAAAGGUCAAUAAUGUCUACUACAACAAAAACUAUACAAGUAAGCCCUACUAGAAUGAAUGGUAAUGUGGAUACAGCACUUAGAGCAUCAUCUAACCUGAAACAGGCUUCAACUUUAGAUAUUCUGUUAUGUUUGAGAACUUGUAUCAUUAGACCUGAAUACAGGCCAGUGUGUGGAACAGACAACAUGACCUACAGCAAUCCUUCAAGACUUCAGUGUGCAAUUAAUUGCGGUGUUGAUGUAGCGUUAUCGAGUCCUGGAGAAUGUCUAUUAAAUAACGGGCAAGGUAGUCUGCCUACCGGCCGACCUCAAGUAUCCGAUGCUACUCUAUCACCAGCCAAUCUACAAGCCUGCAUACGCUCCUGUCCAGUCACUCCAGAAUAUAAUCCAGUAUGUGGAACAGACAGCGUAACUUAUCAAAACCCGGGACGAUUGGAAUGUGCCAAGAAUUGCGGAAAAGUGGUAUCAUUAUUCCGACCUUCUCGGUGUCCGCCUCCAGAACCUGCAUCAAACUCAAAUUCAGCCAAUAAUAACAAUACAACAAGCGCAACAACAGUGACAAUACCAACAGAAAGGCCUAUAACGAACCCCAUGCAAUCCAGUGACUCAAAUGGUCCAAAUAGAUUCACAAGUGUAGUGAGUCCAAUAACAAAUUCUCCUCUUGAUACUACAGACAGAAUGACUACUAGCAAUGGACUAGAUUUUAGUAUUCCACAAAAUUUAUUAGAUAGUAUAUUCAAUAAUAUGGGCACAACUGAAAAUACCCCAGAUUUUAGUUAUGACGAGAGAUUUCAGGAUCAAUAAUAUCAUAAGUAAAAACUUAAUUUUUAGUAUUAUUUUACCUAUUGUAAUGAAUAAAAGUAUUUGUGAACAUGUUUUAAUGUUUGUUACUCAAUCAUAUUGAUGAAUUUGAAUGAAAUUAUCAAUAGAUAUACUAACUGAAGAACAUGGGAUGUUUUAGACUAAUUGACAAACAUAGACAAUUGUAAUAAUACGUCUAGUUAAAAAUAUGAUACUUA